GUAUAAAACCUGGGUUCAUUUGCACUUCAUCAUCAAACUUGUACGAUCUACAAACGUGUUAACAACUCCCAAGAACUCAAACACCAAAAAAACUUAAAAAAUGGCAAACCGCUCUUCUCACAAUAUGACAAAUAAUACCGCUUACUGCACUCUAUGUGAAGAAUCCAUAGCCAGCAAACAGUUGAAACGUCGUCGCGAAUUCGAAACUGCUUUUAAUGUCGCCAAGAAGCAGCGCACCGAAGCGCCCAUCGAUUUACUUAUGAUCCAACUAUUCGUAUAUCAAGUGCUAAGACAGCAAUUCGAAGCGGCUGCAAGAGCACAACAGCUAGGGACUGUAAAAAAGGAACCAGAGGAAAACUGGACUGCUGACAAUUCAGAAACACCUACUGAGUCUUCGGACAUAGUGAAGAUCGGACCGAAUGGCACUACUGUGUCCAGACUUGACUUUGAGAAGCUGCGUGAGUGCAGUGCUUCGCUGGCCACACGCAAUCUGCUCGCUUUGAUCUUCGAUCGCCAGACACUGGCCACCCACUCACUGAGCGGCAAACCCUCGCCCGCUUUCCGUUAUGAAGAGCGCAUGCUAAAGGCGCAAUUGGAUGUCAAGAAAGUUAAUGACAUAAUUCAUUUCAUUCGAAAUGCGUUCAAUUACUCCGAGAAGGAGAUUCGCUCGACGAUUACCAUGAAAUGUGCCGACGUGGCCAGAACAUUCAAGGGCAAAGAAAACAAACAUAAAGAGAACUGAGAACUGUAUUAGAAAUAGAAAUAUUAGAUGUUUAGGAUUUGAAUAAUGUACGACUUAAGAUCUGGUGUAAUAAAUUUUGGAGCUUAUAAAUUAAUUGUGUUUUGUUUUUAGAUUUACUAGUUUUUAAGGAUGUAUUUAAAAGAAUCGGAAGAAGAAUCUAUGCACCUUUUUGUGUUGAACGAACGACUCUUUAAAUUACCAAAAACAUUUUCAGUAGUCAAAAAGCUAAACAAAGUGAAAGCAAUAAAAUUUGGCUUGUACUUUAUGGCCAGCAAGCAAGCACAAAAUGAAAACAUAUGAAAAAUAAUAAAAAUAAAAUUCCGUUUUAAAAAGAUACAAGGGCAAAUCAGAUAUAAUAU
Molecule: messenger RNA, 1101 nt
Organism: Zeugodacus cucurbitae (melon fly)
Lineage: Eukaryota; Metazoa; Arthropoda; Insecta; Diptera; Tephritidae
Product: protein insensitive-like
Exons: 1
Coding region: 101-742 (213 amino acids)
Biological process (GO): negative regulation of Notch signaling pathway; positive regulation of neuron differentiation
Cellular component (GO): nucleus
Molecular function (GO): transcription corepressor activity; DNA binding
Source: RefSeq, a predicted model, not a curated record